Trachymyrmex septentrionalis is the source of this 3295-nucleotide messenger RNA. RefSeq names its product cationic amino acid transporter 2. Gene Ontology annotation, molecular function: amino acid transmembrane transporter activity. Gene Ontology annotation, biological process: amino acid transport; transmembrane transport. Gene Ontology annotation, cellular component: plasma membrane. The transcript has 14 exons. The record is from RefSeq and is a predicted model, not a curated record. The coding region runs from base 587 to 3061 and encodes 824 amino acids. NCBI's taxonomy places the organism in Eukaryota, Metazoa, Arthropoda, Insecta, Hymenoptera, Formicidae.
GAGAGAGAGAGAAGGAAAAAGAGGGAGAGAGAAUCGUAGCGAGAGAGUGGAGAGUGGAUCGUGAGAAAGAACAACGCGACCAGAGCGAACGGAGAUUAUAGCGAAUCAGUGUGAGUUUAACGAGGAUAGAUGGAGAAAAAGAGAGAGAAAGAAAGAAGAAGAAACGUGAGUUCCAUUGAGAUGCGUAUACAGAGAUAUAUAUAAAUAUAGAUAAAUAGAUAGAUAGAUAGAUAUAUGUAUACACAUGCGCAACGCGAAACGUGUGAGUGUACUUGGCUUGAUUAUCGUCGUCGUCCUCGUCGUCCUCGUCGUGAAUGCAUCCUUUUCCGGCCCGAAGCUUUCGGGACAGUGAGAUAUACUUAGAGAAGUUCCGGAAGCGACUUGACAGAGUCUGAAAGAGGGAGACACAAAGAGAAAUUCCCUCCCGCGGAUGAUCACUCGUGGGCAGCUACGUGUCGUCGCCGUCGCCGUCGUCGUCCGUCGUGCAUAUCUUUUCUCGUGAACUGUGAUUCUUUGUGCCGCUCGUCGAGGGAGGUGGAACAGUGAUCUCUGCGACGAGACGGGAUAAGACAGACAGGCAGGAAAAAUGAAGCUCGACUUGGACCGGGAGAAGGGCCUCGAGCUCUUCGGCAAGCUGAUACGUACAAAGAACAUUGAAAGUCUGCAGGGUGAUCAGCCCAAAACCGGUCCCGAGCCACUUCAUCCAGCCGACUCCAAGCAGAAAUUACAGAAGUGCCUGACGACUCUGGACCUGACGUCUUUAGGAGUUGGCUCCUGCGUCGGGACAGGGAUGUACCUUGUCGCAGGAAUGGUGGCGCGCAGCGUUGCCGGACCUGGUGUCGUCUUCUCAUUCAUUAUCGCAGCCAUUGCUUCCAUUUUUUCCGGGGCGUGUUACGCCGAGUUUGGAGUACGAGUGCCUCAUACGACCGGCAGCGCUUAUAUGUACAGUUACGUGACAGUAGGCGAAUUAAUAGCAUUCAUUAUUGGAUGGAACAUGGUGCUGGAGUACCUUAUAGGUACGAGUGCGUGUGCGUGCGCCCUUAGCGCCUGCCUGGAUGCGUUGGCGAACGGUGCUAUUUCCGGGGCGAUAGCCAACAGCGUUGGCACCAUACUCGGACGGCCGCCAGAUUUUCUCGCGUUCGUCAUCACGAUACUUAUGAUGCUGCUAAUGGCGGCAGGGGUAAAGAAGUCACUGGUGUUCAACAACGUGCUGAACGCCAUCAAUCUCGCCGUUUGGGUCUUUGUCAUGGCGGCGGGCAUGUUUUACGUGGAUUCCAACAAUUGGUCCGAGCAUGGCGGUUUCCUCCCCUAUGGCUGGAGCGGGGUUUUCACCGGCGCGGCAACGUGUUUCUACGCCUUCAUUGGCUUCGACAUAAUAGCCACCACCGGCGAGGAGGCGACAAAUCCGAAGAGGAGUAUUCCCCUCGCCAUAGUCUCGUCGUUGAUCAUAAUUCUCGUCGCUUACGUCACCAGCAGCAUGGUCUUGACACUGAUUGUUCCAUACGAUCAGGUUGAUCAGGAUUCGGCGUUGGUGGAAAUGUUCGGCCAAGUCGGAGCCUACAAGUGCAAAUACAUCGUCGCAGUCGGUGCGCUGGCAGGCCUGACGGUCUCCAUGUUCGGCAGUAUGUUUCCGAUGCCUAGAAUAGUCUACGCGAUGGCUCAGGAUGGCCUUAUAUUUCGGAGCCUCAGCCAAGUUUGGCCGGCGACUGGCACUCCCGCAAUUGCGACUUUAAUUUCCGGCAUGUGUGCAGCUAUCGCUGCGCUGUUGAUCCAGCUGGAAGUAUUGGUGGAAAUGAUGUCGAUCGGUACCCUGCUGGCGUACACUCUGGUGUCCACAUGCGUGCUGAUAUUGCGAUAUCAGCCGCAUUCGACGAAUUUGAUCGAGUUGCUGCCGCAGAGCUUGCGGACGCCUUGUCGAUCGCCCACGAAGGAAACGCAGGGGAAUGGCCAAGUGACUUACGGCAAGGAGCUUAGGCCUGAUCAGCUUACAACCGCAUUGAACUCGGUACAGACGUCCCAGUCGGAGCUUACGACCACCAACAACGGGCAGCGUAUCACGGUGCGGCGGGUGAGGAGGUGCAACAGCUCGUCACCAGAUUCGGAUGACACAUACGGCGGUGAGGAGGACGAGGUGGGAUUGGGUAAGGACGAUCAGUAUCUCGUCAGCGACAGAACGGAGAAUAAAUUCUACGGUAGCGUGCAUGCGGCUGCGGCUGCCUCGAGUUGCGGUAGCGCUCAUCAGUAUCCCGGAAACACGCCAAUCAUAGGGCCACCGUUGAAUUAUCUACAGCGUCGAUUGCAGGCGGCGCAGUACCUUUGUCCUGCUAUAUUCCCGUGGGUGGACAGAGGUCCUGCGACAGAGGCGUCAGGACGUUACGUUAUGAAGCUCGUUGGGAUCUUAUACGUCUUGAUCCUUAUUUUUGACUUGAUUAUCGUCUGUGGGAUGGGUAACAUGGGAACAUUUACAACGAUAUUACUAUUCUUAUUUCUCUUUGCCAUAAUUGGUAUACUUCUUGUCAUCAGUAGAAAGCCGCAAAAUAGGAGCAGCGUAAUGUUCAUGACUCCAGGCUUACCCUUCGUUCCCGCGAUCGCCGUUACCGUUAACAUUUAUCUCAUCUUCAAGCUCAGCAUCCUCACCUUGGUCAGAUUCACAGUCUGGAUGACUCUCGGUUUCAUCAUGUACUUCCAGUACGGUAUCAAGAACAGUAGUCUGGAGGAGGCGAACGCGUCGGAGAAUGUUGACGACGUCGUCGUCGGCGGUACGGCCGGCAACAUCGAGUUGACCGUGACCGAGCACCAUCAGCGGCAACAGCAGAAGCAGUAUUCGCCAGACCACAGCAUUUACGAGAGCCAACAGCUGGACGCGUUUGGCCAGCCGGUGUUUGGCAGCACGAAUUUCGGCGGCACGCCGAACCAGCAGCAGCAUAUCGGCAUUGGCGGCCAUCAACAGAGGCAAACGGGGGCGGUGGGAAGUGGCCGCCGCAUCGACCAAACCGCGUCAACGACGACGGGCAAGAACCUGUUCAUCGAUCAGGAUAGCUUCCCCACCUGGGACGAUUGAGGAGCACCGCGCGCGGUACCGAGAACGGAUAUUAAUGUAUACUUAACACACGAAUAGAAAUGGGAAGAGAGAUAUUAUUACUACUACAUACAUCUGGUAACACGUUUGCGCGCGCGCGUGCGACUAGUAUCGGGCGAUUACCGGUGAAAUUAGACUCCUCGGAGAUUGCGGCAGUUUUGAGCUCAAACUUGGAGGGUUGCACGAAGUGCAGCCUUCUUUCAACACGUAAUGAGC